UCGGAUACUCGCAUCACUUCCCACCUGCAUAUCUACAUUGGCUCUUAUUUCAGACCACUUACAUAGCAAGCCACAACCCUCAGCCGUCCCGGCCUGCAUAAUCGAAACUUUAAAACUAUCAGCUUAUUCCAUUGCCAAUUCAUACCAUUUCUUCUGAAACUCAACCUCUCUCUAUUGCUGCCCAGCAGUUCUGAACAGACAGCUAUGGCUGCACUUCCGCACUUGAUUGCAACCGCAACCAAAGUCUUUCGCAGAGACGACGAUUGGAACGACGACAAUGACAACGACAAUUGCGUAAAGGCAACUCCCGGACCUAAUGGUCACGUUAGUGACCCUAACGCCUGUAAUGCAUACUACAACUACGACCCUCAAUUUGCGCCAGCAGUCGCAGUCGCAGUCAUCUUCGGCCUGUUCCUUGGCGUUCACAUCUUUCAAGGGUUCGCCUUCAAGAAGAAAUAUACAUGGGUCGUUAUUAUGGGAGCUGCGUGGGAAACGCUGGCGUUCAUCUUGCAUUCCCUUGGUACCAAAGACCAGCAGCAGAUCGGUUAUGCCACUGGAUGGAACAUCCUGUUCUUGCUCGCGCCGCUAUGGAUCAACGCAUUCGUAUACAUGACCUUUGCGCGUGAAGCCUACUACUUCUUGCCCGAGUCUGAUCGGCGAAUCCGCGGAAUCAACGCCACCUCCAUUGCCAAGUGGUUUGUAUGGGCCGAUGUCAUCACAUUCAUCAUCCAAGCUGUCGGUGGUUCCAUGGCCAGUCCGGGUGCUUCUGGUAACAUCAUCAAGACAGGUCUUAACAUCUACCUGGCUGGUAUGGGCUUGCAACAGUUCUUUAUUCUGCUCUUCUUGUGGCUCAUGAUCGAGUUUCACAUCCGAUGCAACUCCUGGGGUCCAGGUGGAGCCGGUGAGAACGGAGUUGGCAAGAGAAGCUGGAAGCCUCUACACUUUGCCCUUUACGGUGUCUUGCUUUGCAUUACUAUUCGUAUCAUCUACCGUAUUGCUGAGUUUGCUGGUGGCAUCACCCCAUCGAACCCCGUCCCCUUCCACGAGGAAUACUCCUAUGUCCUCGAUUGUUUCCCAAUGAUGCUGGCCCUAUUGAUUCUCGCCGUAUGGCACCCUGGCCGAUUCCUUGUUGGUUCCGGGAGCGAGUUUCCGAAGGUCUCUAAGUCGGAAAAGAAGCAGGCCAAGGCUGACCGCAAGUCCGCCAAGAAGUCGCGAAAGCACAGCAGCCGUGACAAGCCUGGCCAUAUCACGGACGAAUACGAGGUCCCUGACUACGGCAGUGACCGACGAUACAACGCUUAAGCACUGUUUUACGUAAAGGACUUCAAAAGAGGGACCAUGAAACAGAGUUCACAGGUAUCGAUGAGUCCUGAUACGGAAGGAUUAUGAUACAUGGAGGAUUCAAAUAUACCAUUGGA
This is a messenger RNA of Truncatella angustata, 1418 nucleotides long. RefSeq names its product RTA1 like protein-domain-containing protein. Lineage: Eukaryota; Fungi; Ascomycota; Sordariomycetes; Amphisphaeriales; Sporocadaceae. The transcript is spliced from 4 exons. Bases 205 to 1302 code for a protein of 365 amino acids. The record is from RefSeq and is a predicted model, not a curated record. Gene Ontology annotation, cellular component: membrane.